GAAGCAACGAACAAAGUGGUCCUGAAGGUGCCCACAGCCGACAGCCAGCCCAGCGCCUAAGACCUCCAGGCUGGGAUGCAGCUUGGGGACUAGGAAGCACUUCCAUCCCUCUCCUCUUCUCAGCCCUGGCAGGGUGGUUUCUCAACCCCCUCAAGACAUUCAUGGAUGAUUGAGAGGAGUUGACACUAACCUCCCACACUGUGACCACCUUCUCUUCAGCCAUGGAGGAAGCCUUGCUGCCUCUGACUGUGACAUCUGACCCCAGACCUUUUAAUCAACAACUCUCAGAGCUACCAGACCCAAGAUGUGUCUUGGAACCCCAGGACAACCCUCCUGAACUGGCGCCUGCCCUGUUCCUGAAUACCCAUUCUUCCUCCCUGAGCUUAUCCCUUUCUACACCUUGCCGUGAAGUCCUCUUGGUGUGCAGCUACUAUCUUCUGCUCCUCUGGUUAGCCAUUUCUCUCCUAAUUUGUCAGUCAUCCCUGUUGAAAGCCCCUUCUGCCUCUCAGUGCCUCUUACCUCUCUCCUCAGGUUAUCGCUGCUUCAAGGCAGUGAUGUUUCUCUCUGGCCUGCUGUCAGGAGCUCUGGUGAUCUUCCUGCUGUGCCAUAAGGAGCAGGUUCUGGAGACACAGCUGAGCCUAGAGGUGAGCGCGGGCAUCGCGCUAGGCAUUGGCCUCCUUUUUGGCCUUGUCACCAUGCUGGUUCGCAGUGUUGGGCUCUUCUUGACUGGUCUCCUGCUAGGUCUGACUCUGGGUGCUGGGGCCCUGCUGGGCACUGAGCCCAUCUACCAACCACCUUCAGCCUGGGUGCCAGCCGGGGGGCUGGUGGGGCUAGCACUACUAGGAGCCCUGCUCACUCUUCGGUGGCCACGUCCAUUCACAGUUCUGGGCACAGCCCUGCUAGGUGCUGCAGUGCUGGUGGCCUGUGCUGACUACUUCCUGGAGGGGCUGGCACUGGGCAUUCGGCUGGGUGAACGCCUGCAGGCUCUUUCAGCCUUGCCUCCUCUCUGCUGGUAUAGCUGGGUCUUACUGGGGACCUGGCCAGCCCUGGGGGCUCUUGGGACCCUGGCCCAGUGGAAACUCAUGACUGAGGAACGUGGAUGCCACACCAAUGUGGUCUCAAGCCAUCAGCAAAGGCAUCUCCAACUCCUUCGGCUCCAUCAGCAAGAGGCCAAGUGGCACCGGACCCCCUCUGGGGUGGGACUGUGUGAAGGCAGCUAUCUGCACCAGCUCCCCACCAAUGUGCAAAGCCCUGCUGACAGUCUGGCACCUAGUUAUCUCCAGAGUCUUCAAGAGCGCCAUCUGGGACCAAGCACCCAGGCCACAGCCCACCCCCACCAUCCUGGACCUGGAUUCUGACUGAAGUUCCUCUGUCCCCCUCACCACACCCUGUAGCUCCACCCCAACCUGAGCCUAAACAUCACUCAUGCCCCCACUCCUAGUCAGGGUCUGGGAAUGCUAAAUGGACAGGGCCUGAACCCACAAGAUCCACACACAAACUUCCCCACCUCUUGGUCUUAGGGAUGAGAUCUGUGCUCCAGACCAACACGGUAGUAAUGUUUCAGAGAUAGGCAGAGAAGACUCUUGUUGGGUGAGGGGGAGGGCAGAAGUAUGAAAACCUACUUCUGUCCAGUGCCCUGAUUGCUAAGAAACUAACUCCCUAAUUUCCUCCAAACCAAGGAGGACCCUUACCCAAAUAGUUUUUUUUUUUUUAACAGUGCUGGAGAUCAAACCCACAACCUUAUGCAUACUAGGCAAGUACUGUACCACAGAGCUGCACUCUCAACCCUCAAAUAGCCUU
Castor canadensis (American beaver) is the source of this 1800-nucleotide messenger RNA. NCBI's taxonomy places the organism in Eukaryota, Metazoa, Chordata, Mammalia, Rodentia, Castoridae. The record is from RefSeq and is a predicted model, not a curated record.